Nematolebias whitei (Rio pearlfish) is the source of this 1221-nucleotide messenger RNA. RefSeq names its product SRY-box transcription factor 1a (gene sox1a). The coding region runs from base 170 to 1198 and encodes 342 amino acids. Lineage: Eukaryota; Metazoa; Chordata; Actinopteri; Cyprinodontiformes; Rivulidae. Gene Ontology annotation, molecular function: RNA polymerase II cis-regulatory region sequence-specific DNA binding; DNA-binding transcription factor activity, RNA polymerase II-specific. The transcript has a single exon. Gene Ontology annotation, biological process: anatomical structure morphogenesis; regulation of DNA-templated transcription; cell differentiation. The record is from RefSeq and is a predicted model, not a curated record.
GCACGUGAAAGCCUGCUUGGAGAACAUUUUAUAUGCCUUCUCGGAUUAAUUUUCAUCUGCUGCUUGUUUCCUUUGGGGUGAGAAGACUCGUUUCAGCCUCCGCGCGCUCGAACUCCUGAACUGUUUGUCUUCUUCUUCUCUGUUGGUGGUGAAGUUUAAAACCAGGUGAAUGUAUAGCAUGAUGAUGGAAACUGACCUCCAUUCCCCCGGCCCCCAAACGAACACGAGCACGGGGCCGAACAGCGGCUCCAACAAAGCGAACCAGGAGCGCGUAAAGAGACCAAUGAACGCGUUCAUGGUGUGGUCCCGCGGGCAGCGCAGGAAGAUGGCGCAGGAGAAUCCCAAGAUGCACAACUCGGAGAUCAGCAAGCGGCUGGGCGCCGAGUGGAAGGUGAUGUCCGAGGCGGAGAAGCGCCCCUUCAUCGACGAGGCGAAGCGUUUGAGAGCCAUGCACAUGAAGGAGCAUCCGGAUUACAAGUACCGGCCCAGACGGAAGACCAAGACUCUGCUGAAGAAGGACAAAUACUCCCUGGCUGGUGGACUGCUGUCUGGACCCAGCGCCGGCGGGGGAGUUGGUUUGAGUGUCGGUAUGAGCUCAUCCGGGGUCGGACAGAGGUUAGAGAGCCCCGGGGGUCACGGAGGCUCCGCCAGCUCCGGCUACGCGCACAUGAACGGCUGGGCGAACGGCGCGUACUCGGGGCAGGUGGCUGCAGCCGCUGCGGCCGCGGCGAUGAUGCAGGAGGCUCAGCUCGCCUACAGCCAGCACCCCGGCAGCGGAGCGCACCACCACCACCACUCCCACCACCACCACGCGCACAACCCGCAGCCCAUGCACCGCUACGACAUGACGGCGCUGCAGUACAGCCCCAUCUCGAACUCUCAGAGCUACAUGAGCGCCUCUCCGUCCAGCUACGGCGGGAUCACCUACACGCAGCACCAGGGCUCCGGCGUCUCCUCCUCCGCCGCCAUGGGGACGUUAGGGUCGCUGGUGAAGUCGGAGCCGAGCGUAAGCCCCCCCGUGAGCAGCACACACGCACGGGGCCCCUGCCCCGGAGACUUGAGGGAGAUGAUAAGCAUGUAUUUACCGACCGGGGAGCCGGGGGACCCGUCCAUGCAGAGCAGACUCCACGCCUUACCGCAGCACUACCAGAGCGCAGCGGCUGGAGUCAACGGGACGGUCCCUCUGACACACAUUUAAAAGUCCCAGAACUAACACAAACC